Messenger RNA from Cherax quadricarinatus, 2099 nucleotides. RefSeq lists its product as uncharacterized. Lineage: Eukaryota; Metazoa; Arthropoda; Malacostraca; Decapoda; Parastacidae. The record is from RefSeq and is a predicted model, not a curated record.
CUGCAGGUGCAGAGGGCGUCACAGGUGACUUAUGGUUGGGUGUUCUCUCCAGCCAGGCAGUAGUUUAGUUACUUCUCUGCUGGAUACCAAGUGUGCUGCUACCUCCUCAGGGAAAGAAUGGUGACUGACCAACUCCUUUACACUACGAAGGGGCCGAAGCCCACCGUGCUCUGGCUUCCUGGUAAUGGAAGAAGCAUUGUUCCUGAUCUCAGCUCUUACCGCCCUUUUGAUCGCAUCGUCCGCACCGUCCACUUACACGAAGCUCUCGACAUCUGCGUCUACCAUAGAAUGAUUCCAAAACAUAUCAUAAGUCUCUGUACCCUUAAUAGGAAACACCUGAAAAACAAUCAUCCUUGUAAGAAGCUGCGCGUCCUUUGGUUCGGUGCACAGUAUCCAGAAGAUGAUGAAGAAGAGCACGACUGGUAUGGCAAUGUUUCAUUCACAAUGCCUGUCGACCUUCUCAUGGAACAUUGGAGGUAUUGUUUCUUUGUGGAGAUAAUGACAGCUCCGACGCACACAACUACGCGGCUGCUUGUCACUAACACUGAUUACUCCUCAAUGCUGAUUAAGUACGACCCCUGCACAGUGGGCGGACCCUGGUAUAAAACCUCUAGUGGUCAUCUGGGACUAAUCGACUGCCGGCGCUACAACAAUAUAGGUUCUAACAGACACGGUAACACUUUGGAGUUCAUGAUCGAAGUCACACGUUAUGGUGAAACAAAAAUCUUAGAAAAGUGUGAGAUUUCUUUCAAGAAUCAUUCGAAAGCGAGAGAUAAGAGCCUCUCACAUGUCUGCCAUCGUUUCCAGAAACCCGAAUUGUGUUGUCCAUCGCCAGUCGCAAGAGCCAUCGGUUCUAGGAUAUUCUUUCAUGAACAUACUAAUCUGACGAAAGUCACUUCCAUCGCUAAGCCUCGCCUCUCAGAAAGUGCUCAGCUCUACCUCCAGUGUUACCUCACCAUGGAUGGAGCUCCUUCUGUACCUAGGCCCCUUCCUUUUCCUGCACCUUCUGUACCUAUGUAUGCUCCACACCCUCUCAUAAAUCCCAUUAACCAACACACCCAACAAUUUGUCCUAAUGUUUCCCAACGGGAUUCUUUCUGUUAACAGCCUCAUCGAGGAGCGCUGCUCGCCUAGUAGGGCAAAUAGAAAGGACUCAAAGUUCAGAUUUGCGAUUCAUUCCGUCGGACUUUCUCCUGGCCUUGGAGUAUAUCAGAAGACAACGGGAAAAUGGCGAAAAUGGAAAUAUUAAUGGUCAGACUGUCCAACACCAGCUGGGUAACCUCCCAGACCAAGAAGUCAAUGGAGAUGCUCGCGAGUCCCAAACUUUCUCGGAAGUAUCGCAACACACCUGUCCAGGUCGGAAUGGAUUCCCACAAUUCAUUAGGAUUCCUCCUGCCCCUAUUGGAAUGUUCCAGUCUCAUAGCUGUCAAGGCCACACUGGUAUAUUCCAGCACAGUUGGGGUCCUAUUCACCCAGGAAUGUUACAAGCAAAUUUGCCUAAUCAUCCAGAAAUUAUGCAUCAUAACUUGGAUUCAGGUCACCCUGGAAGACUUCACCACAGCUGGGGAUAAGUCAGCUUCUCAUUGGAUUUUAAAGAGGAAUUAUGAUUUAUUCAUGUUCUAUAUUGUAAACUUGAUUUAUCUUGAAUUUACGAGUAUACGUAUCGUGAAAAAUAAAAAGCUCAAUGUUCCAAGUCCGACCGAAACGUCGUCAUAAGCUUCUUUUUUCUAUGUGCAGGUUAUAUGUGUAUAGGUAUUGUGCUCUGUGGUUUGUUGAUUUUUAUUAUCUUAUGAGGGAUAAUGAAGAUGCACAGAAAACAACAGGCGAUCAUGAAUGUGUACAGCAAACAAGAGAAAAUAAUGAAGGUGUACAACAAACAACAGGUGAUAAUGAAGGUGAAUAGAAAACAGCAGCUGAAAAUGAAGGUAUACAUUCAUACUAUACUGGAAAUAGAGUAGCCAGUUGUAUUGCCAUGUAUUUUUAAAUUUAUUUUCCCAUGAACUAUUUUCUGUAUGUAGAAUCAAUGUAAAACUUGAUGACUCUUCACAAAUGCUCUCUAUUUUUCCUGUGACAUUUAAUAAAAUAUUUUAUACACUUAAA